GCAUAACUAAGCCUUUCGCUUUACUACGGCUUAAACGUCGUCGUUUAGCAUCGGAGUUCCCUUUCUAAACAAUACAAACGUCAGACCGACAACGACGGAAGUCAGAGUCCAUCAUUCAUCAUAGAAUGCAAUCCUCUUUCCAAGAGAUGCCAUAACAUAUACCUAUUACCUCGGUAGGUAGCAAUCAUGAGGGCAGGAAUACUUUCAAAAUCAUCUCUUCAAAGAGCUUUACGUUCUACACCUCACCGAUCUCGUUCAUCUGGCUUCCAGAACACCGCUAUACGAUUCGCGAGCAGCAUAUCGCAGCGUCCUGGAGCAUCACAUGUCUCUUUUCCCGGCGCCGUCAAGAGUGUUUUCACAAGCGAUCUUAAAUUUGCUCUCCCUUCCGAUCAUCCUGCCCUCCCGACGUACCGAGUAGUUGAUCAAGAUGGCAACAUUGUUGAUAGUUCAUUUAAGCCGGAUCUUAGCAAUGAGGAGGUCGUAAAAUUGUAUAAGGAUAUGUUGACUGUCUCCAUAAUGGACCCUGUUAUGUUUGAUGCCCAACGACAGGGCCGUAUAAGCUUUUAUAUGGUAUCGGCUGGCGAGGAAGCCAUUAGUGUUGGAUCUGCCUCAGCGUUGAACCGAGAAGAUGUAGUGUUUUGUCAAUAUCGCGAACAGGGAAUAUUUGCACAGCGUGGUUUUACAUUGAAGGAUUUCACGGACCAACUAUUUGCGAAUAAACAUGACCGGGGGAAGGGGAGAAACAUGCCCGUGCAUUACGGUAGCAAAGAGCUAAACAUACAUACAAUCUCAUCCCCCUUAGCGACACAGAUCCCACACGCCUCGGGCGCCGCGUAUGCCCUCAAAAUGCAGCGCAUCAACGAUCCAUCCUUACCUCCCCGUGUGGUUGCCGUGUACUUCGGCGAAGGAGCUGCAAGUGAAGGUGAUUUCCAUGCCGCAUUGAACAUUGCUGCUACACGGUCCUGUCCAGUCAUCUUUAUAUGCCGAAAUAAUGGUUACUCAAUAUCAACACCGACUUUAGAACAGUAUCGGGGCGAUGGUAUUGCUAGUCGAGGAAUUGGCUACGGCAUUGACACCGUGAGAGUGGACGGAAAUGAUAUUUGGGCAGUCAGAGAAGUCACCAAGAAAGCUAAGGAGAUGGCUCUUCAGGAUGGAGGCAAGCCUGUCCUCAUAGAAGCGAUGAGUUACCGUGUUAGUCAUCAUAGCACAUCGGAUGACUCGUUUGCAUACCGAGCAAGGGUCGAGGUGGAAGACUGGAAGCGCAGGGAUAAUCCUAUUGCGAGACUGCGGAAAUACAUGGAAGCAAACGGAUUCUGGGACGAGUCUAAGGAGAAAGACGCCCGAGAGAGCAUCAGGCGAGCUGUGCUAAAGGCGUUCUCGGAGGCAGAGCGAGAGAAGAAGCCACCUAUCCGGACUAUGUUUGAGGACGUAUACGAGGACCUAACCCCUGAUUUGAAGGCCCAGAUGGAGCAACUAAGACAGCAUCUGGAGAAAUACCCGGACGAGUAUGAUGUGACCGAGUUCGAAGGCGGCAUUGAUAGCCUGAAAGCUCAGAAGCCUUAAUAUAUACCUACCUAGUUAGUCUUGCUGCCUUGAAGCACCAGCAUAGUCAAAGGAAGCUUUAACCCUUUUUCUAUGAACCUCAUUAUUCCGAUAUAUCCAAUAUCCAAAUACAUCUCUAGCGUUUUCAGUUAAAUCUUGUGUACACAUUCAGUAACCUUGAUACGAGAUAGGUAUCUGCCAUAAAGUCAAUAUAUACCUAGUGUCUGCCUGGUAUUUCUCCAUUAGCCGGCCUUCGUUAAAGAGCUAACGGCUUUCUUAGCUAUGCUUGUCAACGAAAAAGGAGAAUUUUAAAGAGUGUUUUUUAUUCUUGAUUUUUAUAGCCACUCUUAUAUGAUUACCUGCUAUGUAGGAGGAUGUGAUGUUUACUAAACCUACAUAUGUAC
Hypoxylon fragiforme is the source of this 1946-nucleotide messenger RNA. RefSeq names its product 2-oxoisovalerate dehydrogenase alpha subunit mitochondrial precursor. NCBI's taxonomy places the organism in Eukaryota, Fungi, Ascomycota, Sordariomycetes, Xylariales, Hypoxylaceae. Gene Ontology annotation, biological process: branched-chain amino acid catabolic process. The coding region runs from base 187 to 1563 and encodes 458 amino acids. The transcript is spliced from 3 exons. The record is from RefSeq and is a predicted model, not a curated record. Gene Ontology annotation, molecular function: oxidoreductase activity, acting on the aldehyde or oxo group of donors, disulfide as acceptor.